AUGGAUUUUUACAAACUUAACGAGAUUGAAGACUGGGCGUGUAUAAAGGUUGUAAAGUAUUACCGUGCGAACUCGGGACAAAAAACUUGGACAAAAGUACUUGACAAAAUAAAAAAGGAUCUCCAAAUUGUGGCAUCAGACCCAACCUUUGACGCGAGACGCAAAAGAAAAGCUCAGGAAAUUAUAGACAGCUGGAAGAUUUGGACCUCCCCGAUGAAAAGGGAUAGUUCGCAGUACAAUCUUAAGUAUCAGCAGGUGGAGCAACAAGUGCUUGCGACUGGAAAUGCUGUGUCUGUCGAUAAUCGUCGUAUAACCGAAAAACGUCGACAAGAAGAUCACGAUGAUAGAGAGGAAACAUUGGACGAAAGAAAUAAAACUCCAUUGACACAGAAGAAAAAGUGCAAAACUGAAUUCGAAAAAAGAACGAGAAGCGGGAGAGUUGCUGUACCUGAUUAUUGUGAAUUGGUUGAAGAAGCCGAGGAUGAACAGGAAUCUACAGAUCAAGAAAACAUAGAGGAAGCAGAAACUGAGAAGGGGUUAGCAAUCAAUCCUCUUGAAAAUUCCUCUCAAGAAUGUGACAUAACAGGUGUUCUGGGAAACAUUAUUAAAUCCUCAGAUUCAACAAAACAAAUAUUUUUAAUUUAUAAAGAACAAUGCCCCAAUGGCGACUUAAUUGACCUCCGGCUGAAUUCACUCUUUCUUAAAAAACUCCCAAAACAAAUAGCAAUAUCAUAUCUGACAGAGAUGGAUAAUAUGACGGAGUCGUUAGUUCCCGCAAAUGUUCAUGAAUUCCUUGUAAAAUUUUUUUCACAAAAUUUGUCAGCCAAGGAGUGGAAUUACCGAAUCGAUGAUUUAAGAGCACCAGAAAAUGAUGAUUUUAUAUUGAACGCAGUAGUUCGAGUUUUGCGACACAUACAUUACGAAUAUGGUGAGAUCUCGUCAAACAAUCAUAUUAAUCGUAAUCGAGCGGACGGAGUCGGGUUUAUGACGGAUGCCGAUAAAUAUCAGCUUAUAUAUUUGGAAGGCUCCAGACCAGUGGCGAAGGAUGAGAAGAAGAUUGAUGAUGUUAAAAAAAUAACUAAAAAUUUAAGGAAUAUAUUUGCGAAAAUUGUGGAAGAAAGAGUCAAAAGAGGUACUAAUGAUCUGUUACUAAAUUUUAAUUCAGGAACAUAUAGACUAAAUGAGGUCGACAAUGCCAAUCUUCCUCGGAAAUUUUCUGAAAUGAAAUCCUUCGUUUAUUUCUAUGAAUCUGUAUUGAAAUGGGCGUUACUGGUACGCGAUGUUACAGCAUCUUUUGAUAAUGCAAGAGCUGAGCAAAGACCAUCACGGCUUUCAUUUGCGGAUGCUCUUCUUCGACUGGGCGACUGA
Molecule: messenger RNA, 1368 nt
Organism: Acaulospora colombiana
Lineage: Eukaryota; Fungi; Glomeromycota; Glomeromycetes; Diversisporales; Acaulosporaceae
Source: the annotation of a GenBank genome assembly